Messenger RNA from Cokeromyces recurvatus, 1287 nucleotides. RefSeq names its product kinase-like domain-containing protein. The coding region runs from base 1 to 1287 and encodes 428 amino acids. The record is from RefSeq and is a predicted model, not a curated record. Gene Ontology annotation, biological process: protein phosphorylation. The transcript has 2 exons. Lineage: Eukaryota; Fungi; Mucoromycota; Mucoromycetes; Mucorales; Mucoraceae. Gene Ontology annotation, molecular function: protein kinase activity; ATP binding.
AUGCAUCAUAUUCUAGUAUUGAAAGCUGUCAAUGACUAUAUUGAAAGAUAUUCAAAUGAAUUUUUAAAUCCAGUGAAAAAAAUACAAAAGCAAUCUUUGUUGCUGGAUAAUCAUAAUAACGCUUUAACAAUAAAAGAUUAUUGGAUUUCUCUAUUAACUCUUGACCCAGACAAGUUUAUGAGAGGCUGGAAACCUACUCAAAUUCAGUUUGAUACCUUAUAUGACCAAUUGUUUCAUCAUUAUUUUUUUCAGUAUCCAAUUGAAAUCAAGAAAUAUCUACCGUCUUCCUUUCUCUGGUUUCCGCCUCAAUGGUUUGAACAAAGUAAACCCGUAGCCUCUGGUCGUAUGGGCCAAGUAUACAUAACUCAAUCUACUAAAAGACGAAAUGAACAUUAUCAUCAACUUGUCUUUGUUUCUAUGGCCGCUGAAUCAACAUUAGAGCAAUUAAUUCCUCAAGUAGAUCAAUGGUCAUUUCAAAAAAUCUUUAAAAUGGCUUUAAUGGUGGCUACAGCUGUGAAAAAGCUACACCAACGAAAUCAAGUACAUCCUAACCUUCAACCUAAAAACUGUAUGAUUUUCCCUCAUCAAGAUUAUAUAACAUUAGUUGAUGACUGGUUUUAUCCGACUCACAACUAUUGUUAUGGAAGAUACCCUUAUAUUGCUCCUGAAAUAAGGCUGACUGAAAAGGCAAAUAUGUAUUCUUUAGGUAUCAUCCUAUGGCAAUUGGCUACAGGAGUCAUUUUCCCAGUAUCGGCUAUUGUUAUACCCUCUAUAUAUAAACUUACAUCUAUCAGUCACUUUAUGGAUCCUGCUUACGAACAACUCAUCAUUCAAUGUCUUCAUAGUAACCCUGAUAUGCGUCCUACAGCAGAUCAAGUGUGUAAAGCUCUGAUAAGAAUUAUCAUGACGGAUAGAUGUCAGAAUGAUGAUGAUAAUAAUAAUAAUAGAAUGGCUUGUAAAAAGAGCCAGCAUGCAAGUGAAGUUAAAAAUCGUCAAUGGAUAAUAGCAAAAUAUCUUGGUCAAAAUAAUGAAGAUAUGAAAUAUAUGUUGUGUGGUGCAUCUAUAUCGAAACGUAUCAUGAUUCAAACUAUCUUUUCUUUUAAACACCAUCUUCACUCCUUCUUUACUCAUAAUCAUAAAGAGGAAAGACAACAAUUAAAAAAGAAAGAAAGAAGACAGUUCCAGGACACAAAGACUAUUAUUACACGAGAAAGAUACUGCAAUAAUAAUAACAGUCCUAUUCAUGGAACUGAUUUACCAGACUGGAUGCAAUUAGGAUUUGCUUAA